Molecule: messenger RNA, 1298 nt
Organism: Zingiber officinale
Lineage: Eukaryota; Viridiplantae; Streptophyta; Magnoliopsida; Zingiberales; Zingiberaceae
Exons: 2
Coding region: 9-1232 (407 amino acids)
Molecular function (GO): protein binding
Source: RefSeq, a predicted model, not a curated record
GAGGCCUGAUGACGGACCACAACAAGCGCUGGCUUGAACAGGAAGGCAGGCUGGAGGACCGCCUCACUUCCCUCGACGAUGACCUCCUUAUCUCCAUCCUCUCCUUCCUCUCCAUCAAGCAACGCGUCGCCCUCUCCGCUGUCAGCGCCCGCUUCCGCCUCCUCCUCCCCUCCAUCCCCCGACUCGACGCCUUCCGCCUCGACGUCGGCCUCCCUCCCGGCGGCGUCAGCGUCCACCAAGAGCUCACCUUCCCCCGUGCUCUGAUCCGCCAAUGCCGCGUCGUCUUCUUCCGGAUCGACGUCCACCCAGAGUUCAUCUUCCCCGAGGACGUGGCCCAUUUACCCAAACACCUCAAGCAGCUGCUCGUCGACGACCUCGUUGAAGCGGGCGUGCAAGACCUCAUCCUCCAAAACUUCAAGGGUAAGGGAUGGUUGAAUUUCAGCGACAGGGAUUGCAGCUUCUUCCGCAUCAAGUCGCUGAGGAGCCUCUCCUUGGACAGAAUCCGGGUGUCGAAAUACUCCAAUUGCCUCCCCCUCUCGCCCUUGGGCUGCACCCUCCUCACCUCCCUUGAAAUGAAAUUCAGCGCCCUUUGCGAUGAUUUCCUGGUCAACCUCUUCGCUUCCUGCCCCUUCCUCGAGCAUCUGCAACUCUUCCGUUGCUAUGCGCUCGAGAACGGCAUGAACAAAUUAAGCUUCCACUCCGCCUCCAUCAAAAGCUUAUUCCUGUCGUUCCAGAUCGAUAAGCUUCCCUCCAUCAUCGACGUCCGCGCUCCACAGCUCGAGUCGCUCAUCGUCCCGGUCGUAACCACGCUGCGCAUAGAAGCCCCCAAAGUCCAGAACGCGUCGUUCCUUCUCUCCCUCAAGCCUCCGACAGAUCCUCCAGGUGAAUUGAAGAAGCUUUUCAGAGCUUCUUUUCGAACGGGAGCUGCUCAUCUCUGGCUGAAUUCUAGCAAAAUCCCAAACAAAAUCCCAAACAUAUUAAUAGCAGCAAACAAAAUUGGUGAAGUUAAUUCGAUCUUCAGGCUCGACUUCAAUUUGAAAGAUCAGUCGUCGACUACGAUAUUGACCGAGUUAUUGAAGAAGUGCAAUAACUGCUGUACCAAAUUUAAUAUAUAUGUAGAUCCUACGCGUAUGCAUAUCAACACUGAAACAACAAAGGACGACCAACACUUGCUCCAUGGCUCGACAGAAUUGGAGCUGAUUAACUUACAAAUGUUGAUGCAGGAUAUUUGAAGAGUUUCUCUCAGAUGAAGAGAAGAUGAAGAAAUUUAAGUAUAUAGGAUUUGAAAUACUGAGAAG